Molecule: messenger RNA, 2203 nt
Organism: Schistosoma haematobium
Lineage: Eukaryota; Metazoa; Platyhelminthes; Trematoda; Strigeidida; Schistosomatidae
Exons: 2
Coding region: 76-1581 (501 amino acids)
Source: RefSeq, a predicted model, not a curated record
CCAUGAUUGGUUCAAAUAGUCUAUUAAAAUAUUUUUAAUCACUAAGUAUUAACUACAAUUUAUGUAACAAGAAAUAUGAAAUUAUUAAAUCAAAUUAGAAAUAUCACACUACUAAUGUACCAUAAAUUUCAUAAUUUAUUUAAUUCAAAUAAUAAAUCUUUAGCAUAUUUUAUAAUUAUCAUGUUUAUUACAAUUUUGUAUUAUUCAAUUCUAAUGAAACUAAUAAAUCCUGAAGUUACAUAUAUAAUUGCUCCAACUUCAUCUGGGGUAUUUAUACAAUUUACAAACAAUUCAUUAUCAGCAAAUUAUACUACUGAAAUUGUGACACAUCGUAUAACUAGUUCAACCCCUAUAAUUACCACUAAAACUUUUCAUCCUCAACGCCGUCACCAUCAUCAUCACCAUCAUCGUCGUCGUCCACGUUAUGGUCACAAAAAAAUGAGAUUGAGAAAAGUAAAGUCAUUGAACAUCAUCAAGUCAAAGUUUCAAGUACAUUCAAGAUUAAAUUGGAAAACUAAAAACAAUAAUGAUGUUUUAUCACAAAAAUUUUUUCCUCCAUUAUAUCUUAAUCAUUCAUUUUGUUUAAAUCAAUCUAAUUUUCAUAUUGAUAAUGAAAAAUAUAUUAAAUUUAAAAAAUAUCGACAAAUUAUAAAUUUACCUAAUGUAUUAAGAGUAUUUAAUAUAAGUCAAUGGUUCAAAAUAAAGCCAACUAUAUGUCAAUCUAGUAAAAUAAAUUUAUUAAUUAUUAUAUUCUCUCCAAUAAUAGAUCAUUCAAUUCGUUAUAAAAUUCGUCAAACAUGGGGUUCAAUUAAAUAUAUUUUAAGUGAUACUAUUAUAAAUAAACAAUAUUUUAAUGGAUUAAAUAUUAUUGAACAUUUAUUUAUUGUUAAUAUUACAAAAUAUAAAUUUAAACAAAAUUCAAUUCAUAUUCAAAAUCUUUUAAAAGAAGCACAAUAUGAAAAAGAUAUUUUAAUUUUAUGUUUAAAUCAUUUACAAAAUAAUUUAGCUUCAUUAUAUCUUUUAACAAGUGAAUUCUUAUUAAAUUCUUGUAAACAUUCUAUAGAUUUUGUUUUAUUUAUUAAUCAAGAUUUAUUUCCUAAUUUAAAUGCUUUAAUACAAUAUACGAAUUCAAAAUUAUUACAUUUAACAUCGAAUACAUUAAAACAAAAUCAUAAUCCAUCUAUAUAUUGUAUACCAAUGAUACAAAAACAUAUUGAAUAUAAUAAACGAUUUAAUAAUUUAUAUAAAAAUAAUUUACCUAUAUGGCAAGGAAAUAUUUAUCCUACAUAUUGUGAUAUUAAAACUGGUGGUUUUUUAUUAUUAUUUAAAACAAUGAAACAAUGGUAUACAUGUUCUCAUUUAUAUAUACCAUUUAAUCCUAUACAAGUUUAUUUAACUGGUUUUAUAAGAUAUAUAGCUAAAAUUGAUAUUGAAAAUUAUUGGAUAAAUUAUUGGUCAAUUAGUAAUUUGUUACCAAGUGUAUCAUUAAAUAAGAAAAGUAAAAAAUAUUUAUUUUUUCAAAAAUCUAUUAAUCAAAAUAGUCGAGUAUGGAAAAGUGUAUUUCGUGCAACAUUGAGUUGAUAACACCAUAUAUAUGUAUGUACUUUUUUCUGAACCUUACUUUUGUUUCCAUUGAGUGGAAAUAUAUUAAUUCAAAUUAAUGAAUCAUUUGAAAUAAAAAUAUAAAUCAAAUUUAUUAUUUAUUUACUUACUUAGUAAUGGAUAGGACAUAGAUUAAGCAAAUCAUCUAACUGCAUCACGAGACAAGCCCUAACUUGCAAUCCUGAAGGAUAGCGAAAAAAAGAGGAAGGCCAAAGAACACAUUACGUCGGGAAAUAAAAUCAGAUAUGAAAAGGAUGAAUAACAAUUGGAAAGAGCUGGAAAGGAUUGCCCAGGACAGGGUUUGAUGGAGAAUGCUGGUAAGCGCCCUAUGCUCCUUCAAGAGGAAUAACAGGCGACCCUUUCAAUUGUAUUGAUUCAUUCAGUAGGAAUUUCAUUUACUUCAACUUUCAAUGAAUUAUAAUAUAUUUGUAUUGGUGUUCGACGCUGCAGUCGAUCAGUUUAUUCUGGCUGGAUUUGAGAACUGGAGUGAAUGCCAACUCUGGUAGGCAGGUACAUCUAGCUGACGAGUCCCAAAUGGGAAGAAGCGCAGGUCCUGGACUCCAUUAUUACCCAUCAUCCAUCGCAGUUUAUAAUUUCGGUG